Molecule: messenger RNA, 1272 nt
Organism: Impatiens glandulifera
Lineage: Eukaryota; Viridiplantae; Streptophyta; Magnoliopsida; Ericales; Balsaminaceae
Exons: 1
Coding region: 1-1272 (423 amino acids)
Source: RefSeq, a predicted model, not a curated record
AUGGAAAACCUGUUACGGGCAAAGGGUCUAUGGAGUCUAGUGGAAUGCGGUUUUGAAGAACCAAUAGAAAGAACUCUACUCACAGAUGCACAACAAGGACUAUUGAACAAUACCAGAACCAAAUAUCACCAAGUAAAAUAUUAUCUCUUUGAAGCAAUAGAUAGAACUGUUUUCGAGCAAAUUCUGGAUCGACGCACGUCCAAGGUGGUGUGGGACUCACUGAAAAAUUUUUUUGGAGGAAAUGAAAAAGUGAAUAAGUCAUUGAGAAAUUCUCUAAGAAGAGAUUUUGAAAUUCUAAAGAUGAAGAAAGGAGAAAGCAUCAUUGAUUACUUUGCAAGAGUAAUGGUAAUUGCAAACAAGUUGCGCAGCAACGGGGAGGACAUGUUGGAUUAUAAAAUCGUGGAGAAAAUCUUGCGCACUUUGACUAAGCAAUUCACAUGUGUGGUAGUGUUCAUCAAAGAAUCCAAGGACACAGAUAACAUAUCCAUUGAUGAACUACAAAGCUCACUGGUGAUGCACGAGCAGAAGUUCAAUCGCGUUCACAAGGAAGAUGAUGACCAAGCUCUCAAGGUGGAAGAAAUAGCAAGGUAUGGAAGGGGUAGAGGCAAAGAACCAUCUCGAGGUCGUGGACGAGGUAGAGGAAGAUAUAAUGUGGAUAAAGCCACUAUUGAGUGUUUUAAGUGUCAAAAUUUGGGAAAAUAUCAAUUUGAGUGUCCUAAGUGGAACAAAGAAGCAAAUUAUAUUGAACUGGAAGAUGAUGAACUUCUAUUGAUGGCCUAUGUGGAUGAUUCUGAGAGAAAAAGGAGAGACGUUUGGUUCAUUGAUUCAGGGUGCUCAAACCAUAUGUGUAGGGACAAAGAUAUGUUUUCAAGCUUGGACUUGACAUUCUCCCAUUUAGUCAAGCUUGGAAACAACAACAGAAUGCAAGUAAGUGGCAAAAGAGUUGUUAAACUAGAGUUAGGAGGCAUUGUAUAUGGCAUAGGAGAUGUCUACUUCAUACCAGAUCUCAAGAACAAUCUAUUGAGCGUUGGCCAACUACAAGAGAAGGGAUUAACAGUGUUGUUUCAAGGAAAACUAUGCAAUAUCUAUCACCCACAAAGAGGUUUGAUUGCACAGAAUGAGAAGAGUGCAAACAGGAUGUUCACUAUUGUGUCAAAAUCACCAAGUGUUAAUAAUGUGCAGCAAGAAAGAAGCAAAGAAGUGAAUUGUUUUCACACAAAUGGAGAUGAUCUAUCUAAGCUUUGGCACCAACGAUAUGGUCACCUCAGUUAA